AUGGGAUUGGGAACUGAAGACCGAGAUCCGCACAGCCCCUCCAGCCAAUGCCAAACUGGUCAACUCGCUUUCAAACAGAUUUCCUUUACAGAUGGAGACUCAGAUGAGAAGAAACCACUUGAAGAAAAAGGUAAGGCACUCUCUGCCCAUUCCAGUGACAACCACAACACCCAGAGGCAAGGGAAGCCCAAUUCAAAUGAGGAGGAGAAUUCCAACACAACUAAGCCCAAAGCCAGAAACGGUACUGCUAGAUCAGAAUCAGAGGCUAGUUCAGGUGGGGGAAACUCCAGGAAGAGGAAAAUCAGUUGCAAGGACAGCUGCCAAGACAGAGCAGGGAACUGUCUAGAAGAUGAGCACAGCUUGACUUCUAGAAAGAAACCAAAGACCUCUGCUGCCAUACACAGCAGUGAAACGGAGGAGACCCGCAAUGCCAACCACAGGGCACACCCGAAGGCCCACACUGAGCAUAGCAAGUGACCCAGAUCUCGUUUCUCAAGAGACCAACCACCACCACUUCGGAAAAGUCUAGUGAGCUCUCUGCGUGCUAUGUCUGAAGCCAUUUAUCAAGACAUAGGCCAGGUGUGGGCUCAGCAGGUACAUUCUCCACUGACCUGGGAGCAGCUCUCUGAGCUCACCCAGCUCCAGGGGCCUCUGUGCACCAUGGUGCAGACCUUCUAUGCCAUGGCCACCCAGACAGCCUAUGUCUUCCCUGCUGAGGACUGGCUUACUCCAGCCACACUGCCUGGUCCUGGGGAUCCGGUCCUGGAUGGAGAAGCGCAUCUACCUAGACAGGAGACAACUAAGCCUGUCAGUGGGUCAGAUGAGGCUUGA
This is a messenger RNA of Lemur catta (Ring-tailed lemur), 831 nucleotides long. Its product is annotated as protein FRG2-like. The transcript has 5 exons. The record is from RefSeq and is a predicted model, not a curated record. Lineage: Eukaryota; Metazoa; Chordata; Mammalia; Primates; Lemuridae.